Messenger RNA from Dacryopinax primogenitus, 2413 nucleotides. RefSeq lists its product as uncharacterized. The coding region runs from base 152 to 1447 and encodes 431 amino acids. Lineage: Eukaryota; Fungi; Basidiomycota; Dacrymycetes; Dacrymycetales; Dacrymycetaceae. The record is from RefSeq and is a predicted model, not a curated record. The transcript has 2 exons.
CUGGUCUUUAGCCGGGAUCUCCACACUUCCCAACGAACUACUGUGCGAUAUCAUUCUCAUCGCAACGGAACAAAGUGAUUUCAUGUCGAAGAUGACACGCGAAUUCGCGGCCCCGCUCGUUUGCCGUCGAUGGAGCGACGUGUGUGCGACGAUGCCUCAGCUUUGGUCUACUCUUGUAAUCUCGGACACUCUGCGGCAUUCGACUUGCGACUCUGUUGGAACGCAGCGUUGGUCUAACAUUGUGAAACAGCUUCCAAAAUUGCUUUCCCGGAGCCAGGGAGCGCCUGUAACGCUCCGAUUAACUACCCGGGACCUGGAUGCGCAACCGAUUAUUCCAACGGUCUUUGCUACCUUACAAACGCCGCUUGCUUCUAUUCGUUCGGUGGUCAUCCAAUUAUCAGCAUCCUAUGUCCGCGACGUAUCGAAAUCUAUUGCUACGUCACUUCCUGUCCUGGAGUCUCUUUCUAUUCAUAACGCAAGAAGGUUCGAGCUCCAGUACACUCCCGCGGACCCACUGCCGUUCCCACAUGUCCUACACUCGACUAAGUUGAAGAGUCUCACCGUCACGCAGCUCUCUGUCCUAACGGACACUCAAGGCAACAGUAUAUUCUACCGUCUGACUUCUCUAAAACUGGCGGAUCGGACCGAAAUUGUUGAAUCAGAGGCAAUAAAGGACGAAUCACAUAUACAAUGGAUAGAACGAGUCAGUCCUGAUCAGGCUCUAUCGGCAGUACGAGAAAUGGCGAGGAUGCGGGUCGACCUUCGCAUCCUCAAGACAACGCCAACGCUUCAAAGCCUCGAAGUUACUCUUCCCCUCAACCUCCUACACUGGGAAUAUAUCAAGUUGGAACACCUUCAUACUCUUACGUUGACAUUGGCCGGUGGUGUUCGUGACCAGGGCGAGGAAAUGAAUCUCCAUUCCUUCAUUCAGACCAUAGGCGCGCCGACCCUUCGAGUAUUAAAUAUCUGCCGACAGUAUGGGACGAACGCUGAUUUUCUCCCACGGGUCCUCUCCAUACUCCAUUCUCUCACGACUCUCUGUCUGAGUGGUUUCCGCAUCCAGCCUGAUGCGUUAGAGAGAACAUUACGAGCGGCUCCACUAGUUCAGGAGCUCCAUCUGUCUGAAUGCGUGGUAACCUCGGCCAUGUUGGCUGUCCUCAACCCUAGCUUGCAGGUGGUUUGCCCUGCACUUCGAAGUCUGAAGGUCGACUUAUGGUUCAGCCCAUGGACUAACAGUCACGAUGAUUUCUACCAAGAAGAUCUGUUGGACUUGGUUCGAUCUAGGGCGGAAAAUGCAAUGCUGGGACGUUGUCGUAAGCUUCAAGGAAUAACUAUCCGGGGAUUGAGUCGUCGGCCUAAUUCCCACAAGUUGUUGGAUGAAGAUAUUCUGGAAGCCAUGCAAGAACACGUACACGAGAUAUAUUUAUGUCCUUACUCGCGUAGCUAGGGGAUAAGAAUCACAGCAACAUCACAUUUCCCAUGUUUUGGUCCUAUUAUAUAAUCUUUGCAUGUGUCAGACUUGCCAUCGUAGGACAGACGCACCUUUUCGCGUCCUCACCCCGACGACCACCAGAGGAUGGCUUGCCCAGCAACAUCCGCAUGAACCACUCCAUUUCUGUCGUGGAGAACAGGACCACCUUCACCUAUCGUAAUCAUCGCCGCUGCUAUUCUCCUCUAGUCGCGAGUUCUGCCAGACCUGUUCAGAAGACGAAAUUACGAAUAUGGGCGGGAAGAUGAACUCGAGCGGGUCAUGCGCGAGCUGUGCUCAGUUGACAGCGAGGGCAACAACGUGCUUCCGGUACCGACAGGGAACAAGGUGUCGAGUGUACGUUUAUCCCAGACUGAUCUUCAUUCUACUUAUCCAGUCCGCAGGUGCCAAUUCACCCAACCUCGUAGUCACUCCACGUCUCCUGCCGCGAGCCUCCUCCCCUUCCUCACCGGCUCCAUCCUGGAUCUCCAUCGCGUCUUCCCUCUCAGCUUCAUGGCAUCCAAGGAUUCAUUGACGCUGGCCAUCCUCAGCGGAGGUCAAGUGCUGAUGAGCAAGCUGGGCGUUGCGGUGGAGUGGAUUCUAUGAACGGACCACCGCUCGCAUAACCUUCUUUCGCAACCCCAUUCGUCAUCUCGCGAAAGGCAAUGUUCUCGCCCACCACGCCCAAUUUGUCCGACUGGGGAUGUAGCUUCGCAGUCCGCGAGGGCGUUGGCCAGAGUGCACAUUCUGCCGCCCGAUUCGCAAUGACAACCUCCCAGCUCACGCCGAGUCUUCACACCUGUAGCUGCGGAAGAAGAUAUAUCGAUACUUGCGAACAGCAUACAAAACGGAUUAGUUCCCUUCUCCAUAUGAUAUUCUGCAGGCCCAGCCUUGCGCCUUCUGGUUCCACGCAUUCGAUCUUUUCAAGCUCCCAUGCCAGGUCAU